CAGGUGCGACGAGUAGACUCGCAGAUAGACCGUCUACAGCUUAAUGCGCCACCACCAGUCGGUCCCAUAAACGUCACCGGCGACGACCAACACUUUCCCUCAGACCGAGCCGAGCACCUGCAAUCACUGGUCAAAUCACUAUCCAUAACCCCUUCCUCACGCAACCCUCUACUCUCAGCCUCUCAGAUCCACCACUAUCUCACCCGCGCCCAAAUCUCGCUACCGAACGAAGGAGAGGAUCUGUCAGCACAAAAACAUGAUGGAGAAUACGAGCAAGAGUUGGCGUGGCUGCUGGUAGCAAAGGCGACUGUCCAGGUCUAUGGCUUGAUACUGUCGCGUCUGCUGGAUGAGACUGUCGCCCUUGCAGACGACGUUUGGUACUGGGAUCAGGUGCUGGCCAGCCAACAAGCAACCGCGUUGUACAGCAUACAGACCGCUCCUUUGCGUCUGGCCGAGUGGAGCAACUACGUCUGGGCCGAUGUCCGCAGGAGAAGUGCCGACUUUAGUAUUCGUGGUGCUGGCGCCGAGGCUCAGCAGGGCUUGACUGCUCGAUGGUCCGAGUUCUAUGGACUGGUCAAGGAGGUGGUUAGGGAGAAGAGUGUCAAGGAGAUGCGCAAUCGCGUUGUGAGCCCUGUCGCCAGAGUUCGUGGCUCUGUUCGCCAGAAGCAGAAUGAGCUCAAACGAUGCAGGUUGCGUGGAGCCAACGCGCUAGGUGUCUUGCUGGGAGAGGGCCUGAUGAACGAGAAUAUGCACGGCGAGGGUUUCGCGACGCCGAGUGGUACUCAGGGCCGCGACAAGUGGAAGGCCAGUGUGGCACGUAAUGUUGCUCUCAUGGACGCCGUGCUUGCCAAAGUCAACGAGGAAGAGCUCGCGGUCGAUAAGUUCGACGCAGCCAUUGCAGCAGCCACCGACGACGAUCCACUCUACGAUGUUGAGGUCUACACUCAGGAUAAUGGGGAGACGUCUGGGUCAGGGGUACACCCUGCGACCAUCGCCGACAGACUGAUCAAGAUGCUAAACGCUCGGGUCCCCGAAUACACACAGCAGUCAAAGGUCAUGGUACAGAAACAUGGCAAGCCAUCACGCAUUGUCCGAUACUGGCUCCCCAUUACUGUAGGAAUUCUCUCGUCAAGCACCAUCCUUCGCUACCUUGUCAACCGAAAAGCGGAGAUCCUUACCUGGAUUCAAGAGUUUGGCCAUACUAUUCGCGACUUUUGGAUCAACUGGUGUGUGGAGCCAACUCGCAAGGUGAUUCAGACGAUCCGCCACGACAAGGACAGCGAGGUGUCGAUAAUGUCGAAAAGGUCUCUAGAGGGUGACAGGUCCAGCUUGGAACGCAUGGUUGUGGACUUUGCAGUGGACAACCCAGGCAAUGCGACAGAUACCGGCAGUCCGCUCACAGACGUCGAGAUUGCAAGCAUCAGAGCCAAGGUCCGCGAGGGUGACUUGACACCAGUGCUCAAGGCAUACGAGAAGGAUCUGUCGAGUCCUUUGAUGGGCACCAUCCGUGGAAACCUGAUCCGUGCAUUGUUGAUUCAAGUACAAAAGACCAAGGUCGACGUUGAAGUGGCCAUGGGCGGCAUUGACGCAUUGCUCAAGAGUCAAGAACUGGUGUUUGGGUUCGUGGGUCUUACUCCCGGCAUUCUCGUGACUAUCGGGAUUUCACGCUGGCUAUCGUCUACACUGACUUCACGACGAGGAGCAGACGCAAGCCGCAAGCAGGGACACAUGAUGCGACAAUUGCGCAACAUUGAUCGAGUGCUCACCAACUCGACACCGACGGAAUUUGGAGAAUUGUACUACAAGGAUCACGGAUUGUUGUUGUGCGAGGUGCAUGUUCUGCGUGAGGCGGCGCAUAGAGUGAUGCCUGCGCAGAUAUUCAGGGACUUUGUCGAGGAUGUGGAGGAGUUGGUCGAUGUUCGGACCGGAGUCAAGAAGCAGAGGAAGGUGGUCAACAGGAUCCGCUGGGCAUGGCUGAGAGCUGCUCGAGUAGAGGCUGAUCAAUAUGGACGUUUGCAACAGUUUGAGCCGAAUGGAGAAGUCGGGGGUCGUGUUUCGGGCCACUUGGCAGGCGCAGGCUGGCGCUCAAGGCGGGACACUCCAGUCUCCAGAACGUCAAGGGUAACUUUUGGCAUCUGCUGCCUUGACAUCACCUUGCUGUCUGUCUCUGUCCGUCGAUACUCCUCUGCACCUCACUCCUGCGAACAAGCAAAAGCCGCCGACGUCGUCUCCUUCUCUUUGUUGUCUGAGACUCUCCAUCCUGCGACUCCCGGCCCUGCAACCACGCCCAACACACACCGCCUUGCAUCUACGCUGCUCAUCACCCACGACCGUCCCGUACACUCGCUGCCUGCCGAUAUACGACUGUCGCCUUUGUACCUCUCACUGCCAGCCGCUGCCACUCUCCCCCACAUUCUGCCGUCGCCAUGGCAGGCCAAAACCGCAACUAUGACUUUCUCGUACGACCCCACUUCUGCCUCGGCCCUCCUUCUAAUCGGCGACUCGGGUGUUGGCAAGUCAUGCUGUCUCUUGCGAUUCAGCGAGGACAGCUUCACCCCGUCAUUCAUCACCACCAUCGGCAUUGACUUCAAGAUCCGCACCAUCGAGCUCGACAACAAGCGCGUCAAGCUACAAAUCUGGGAUACCGCCGGCCAGGAGCGCUUCCGCACCAUCACCACCGCCUACUACCGCGGCGCCAUGGGUAUCCUACUGGUCUACGACGUCACGGACGAGAAGAGCUUCAAUAACAUCCGCACCUGGUUCUCAAACGUCGAACAACACGCCUCCGAAGGCGUCAACAAAAUCCUCAUCGGCAACAAGUGCGACUGGGAAGAGAAGCGCGCCGUCAGCACCGCCCAAGGCCAAGCCCUGGCCGACGAGCUCAAGAUUCCCUUCAUCGAAGUCUCCGCAAAGUCCAACAUCAACGUAGAAAAAGCCUUCUUCUCGCUCGCCUCGGAUAUCAAGAAACGCAUCAUUGAUAGCAGUGGCGGUGGUGCUCAAGGAGGUGCCCAGCAGGGUGCUAGUCAGGUUGAUGUGGGCCAAGGAGGUGGUGUUGCGGGUGCCAUGGGGAAGAAUUGUUGU
This is a messenger RNA of Aureobasidium uvarum, 3081 nucleotides long. NCBI's taxonomy places the organism in Eukaryota, Fungi, Ascomycota, Dothideomycetes, Dothideales, Saccotheciaceae. The record is from the annotation of a GenBank genome assembly.